CCUCAAACGUUCGUCAAUGACCGAGUUCAAACAUUGGUUCUUAUAUAUAACUCUAUGCAUUACUCACAUAUGUACAUGCCGCAGUUUAGUAUGUCUUGACGGUCGUACACGAAUGUUGACCGACGCUUGAAAUUGAUGUUGGGACCAAUAUUGAGAGUGUUGUAUGUUGACGCGCGCACAUUUACAACUUUAAAAACGACAAACAAUGUUGUUUGUAAACAAACUUUUAUUACAAGAAGCACGGAAUGAAAGGAAGCUGCUGACAUGUCUGUACUGUAGUGGUCUUCGCAGGAAGUAUUGCAGCCAUGGAAAGUCGCAUCGAAGGAGAGUUGUCGUCACUGGUGUUGGAGUAGUUUGUCCAUUAGGUUCAGGAAUCAAGUACGUAUGGCCCAAGCUCUUAGAUGGCUCAUGUGGACUGUCAAACGUCUUGGGCCCAGGGUAUGACAAGAUUCCUUGUCAAGUUGCCGGUUAUGUACCAAGAGGUGACAAAGAUGGGGAGUUUAACAUCACACAUUUUGCAUCAUCAUCGGAGCAACGUACAAUGGCAGAGGCGACAGUUUUUGCGUUGGCUGCAACUCAAGAAGCACUGACACAAGCUGAGUGGUUUCCAACAACUCAGAAAGACAUGGUUGCCACUGGUGUGGCAGUUGGCAUGGGAAUGGUUAGCCUUCAAGAUAUUGUAGACACGGGCAUCAGUCUUCAAAAUCAGGGAUACAGGAAAGUCAGCCCAUUUUUUGUUCCUCGUAUUUUGACCAACAUGGCCGCCGGUCACAUUGCAAUCAGAUACAAGUGCAAGGGUCCGAAUCAUGCAGUAUCCACAGCAUGUACCACCGGGGCACAUGCUAUCGGAGAUGCCUCUAGAUUCAUCCGAUAUGGAGACGCUGACGUUAUGAUUGCUGGGGGCACUGAGGCCUGCAUCUGCCCUCUAGCCUUGGCUGGAUUCGCAAAGGCAAGAGCGUUGAGUAAGAACUUCAACGAGGCACCCCUAAAGUCUUCCAGGCCCUUCGAUAAAGACAGAGAUGGUUUUGUGAUGUCGGAGGGCGCUGCCAUUGUAAUAUUAGAGGAGUAUGAACAUGCAGUCUCUCGUGGCGCCAACAUACAAGCAGAAGUCCUGGGAUAUGGACUAUCAGGUGACGCUAAUCACAUGACUGCCCCGACUGGGGACGGUGAAGGUGCGGAGCUCUGCAUGAGGGCAUCUGCAAAGGAUGCUGGGAUAGCAAUGGAGGAUGUGACGUAUAUCAACGCUCACGCUACCUCAACACCUCUCGGUGAUGCGGUUGAGAAUCAAGCUAUUAGGAGACUCUUUCCCAAUCACAAGAACCAUCCCUCUGUCUCCUCCACUAAGGGUGCUACGGGUCACCUCUUAGGAGCUGCUGGGUCUCUGGAAGCCGUCUUCACCGUCAUGGCUUGUAGAACAAAAACCUUACCACCGACGAUAAAUCUUCAAUCCACUACAGUAGAUUUUGACCUGAACUACGUACCUCACCGUGCCCAGCCAUGGAGUGUACCAAAUAGCCAGAGGCGAAUAGCCUUGUCCAACUCAUUCGGUUUCGGAGGGACAAAUGCAAGCUUAUGUAUCACUGAGUACUGUAGGUCGUGACAUAGAUGGGCAUGAUGUUCUUGCUACAUUAGUCUGAUUUGUUUGCCCUCGAAAAUAAGGGCUAAAGGCCAAGUCACACUGCAGCGAUAACGCAAAACGAUAACAAUAAUGAUA
Asterias rubens (European starfish) is the source of this 1714-nucleotide messenger RNA. RefSeq names its product 3-oxoacyl-[acyl-carrier-protein] synthase, mitochondrial-like. The record is from RefSeq and is a predicted model, not a curated record. NCBI's taxonomy places the organism in Eukaryota, Metazoa, Echinodermata, Asteroidea, Forcipulatida, Asteriidae. The coding region runs from base 206 to 1600 and encodes 464 amino acids. The transcript has 12 exons. Gene Ontology annotation, biological process: fatty acid biosynthetic process. Gene Ontology annotation, molecular function: 3-oxoacyl-[acyl-carrier-protein] synthase activity.